Messenger RNA from Atta colombica, 508 nucleotides. Its product is annotated as juvenile hormone acid O-methyltransferase-like. Lineage: Eukaryota; Metazoa; Arthropoda; Insecta; Hymenoptera; Formicidae. The transcript has 3 exons. The coding region runs from base 2 to 508 and encodes 168 amino acids. The record is from RefSeq and is a predicted model, not a curated record.
CAUGGCAAGUCCAAAAAAUUACAGCACGUCUAAUAAAGUUCAAAGAUAUAAAAUAUCGGCUAUAAUUGAAGAGUUUGCCGAUAAUCUAAUGAAAAUAAGUGGAAAGUGUAUGGACAUCGGUUGCGGUCCUGGAGAUACAACAAAGGAAUUUCUGUUAUCGAGUAUAAACUCCAAUGGACAAAUAAUUGGUACGGAUAUUUCGGAGAGCAUGAUUAAAUAUGCAAAUGAUACAUUUAAAGACGAAAAACGGCUUCAAUUCGACACACUAAAUAUUGAAACUAAAAAUUUACCUAAGAAAUAUAUUUCACAAUUUAAUCACAUAUUUUCGUUUCACACUUUACAUUGGUGCAACGAUAUCCGACAAGCCUUAGAAAAUAUUUAUCAAAUGCUACAUUCUGAUGGAACUAUACUUUUGCAUCUAAUAGCAUCUCAUAAGAUGUAUGAAGUUCUCAGAAUUUUAGCGCGGGACACUCGUUUUGCAUCAUAUAUGCCUGUAAUAUAUUAUUGA